AUGAGGAUGAGGACUCAGUGGCUGCAGAUUGUGUUUUUACUACAGCUGGAUCUGUCCCAGGCUCAAGGCCACAGGAGAGUCACUUUGCCCAUGACUUCCUUCCUUGUACCAGGUCUAAUAGACGAGGAAAACCAGACAGGAGCGGUGCAUUUACACUUCCACCCCUUCUCCACAGACCCAGCAGUGGCUUCCCCUUUCCUCGCCUUCUUGCUGUUGUACCUAGGAAGCCUCAUUGGAAAUGUCACCAUUGGGCUCAUAGUCUGGCGCGAUCACUCCCUCCAUACUCCAAUGUACUUCCUCCUUUUUGCACUAGCCAUGCUGGAGAUUGGCUUCUCCACCAACAUUGCUCCCCUGACUUUGGCUAGCAUCCUUUCCACGGGGAAGAUGCUUAUCUCUCUCCCUGGUUAUGGGGCCCAGAUGUUCUUCUUCAUCCUUCUUGGAGGGUCUGACUGGAUCUUGCUUGCUGUCGUGGCUUAUGACAGGUAUAUGGCACUCCAUCAUCCACUGCGUUACAACCUCAUCAUGAGUUGGCAAGUCUGUGGACAGAUGACUUUAGGUUCUUUGGGGCUGGGAUUCCUGUUGUCACUGCCUCUGACCAUUCUCAUCUGCCCCCUUCCAUUCUGUGGCCACGACGAAGUCUACCACUUCUUCUGUGACAUGCCUGCAGUUAUACGCCUGGCCUAUGCAGACACCCACAUGCACGAGGCAGCUCUCUAUGCCAUCAGUUUUAUCAUCCUCAGCAUCCCCUCCCUGCUUAUCACUCUCUCCUAUGUCUUCCUCAUGGCUGCCAUCCUGAAGAUCCACUCAGCAGAGGAGAGGCACAAGGCCUUCUCCACCUGCUCCUCCUGCCUGACUGUGGUCCUGCUCCAGGGUGGAUGUGGAAGCCUCAUCUACCUGUGCCCCAGUUCCAGCUACUCUCCAGAGAGGGGCCAGGUGGUGUCUGUGGUUUACACAUUCAUCACCCUUGUGCUGAAUCCUUUGAUCUACAGCAUGAGAAACAAGUUGCUUAAGGAUGCUCUAAAAAAAGAAGAAAUUACAAGGUUCUUGCUGCUCAGAGCACAUUGA
This is a messenger RNA of Diceros bicornis minor, 1065 nucleotides long. Its product is annotated as olfactory receptor 10V1-like. Gene Ontology annotation, molecular function: olfactory receptor activity; G protein-coupled receptor activity. NCBI's taxonomy places the organism in Eukaryota, Metazoa, Chordata, Mammalia, Perissodactyla, Rhinocerotidae. Gene Ontology annotation, biological process: G protein-coupled receptor signaling pathway. The record is from RefSeq and is a predicted model, not a curated record. Gene Ontology annotation, cellular component: membrane.